Molecule: messenger RNA, 2144 nt
Organism: Gastrolobium bilobum
Lineage: Eukaryota; Viridiplantae; Streptophyta; Magnoliopsida; Fabales; Fabaceae
Product: dolichyl-diphosphooligosaccharide--protein glycosyltransferase subunit 1A
Exons: 10
Coding region: 116-1957 (613 amino acids)
Cellular component (GO): oligosaccharyltransferase complex; membrane
Source: RefSeq, a predicted model, not a curated record
CAACAAAGAGCAUCAGAGCAGUAGCAGAGACUAGGCUGCUGGGGUGUUUAGUUGAAGGGAGCAAUCGAAGAAGGAGCAGAAGAAUAGAAGAGAAGACAAUCAAAGAUCAUCCAUCAUGAGGUUGGAUCUGUUUCUGUUUCUUUUCUUAUUUCCCAUUCUAUCCUCGCCUGCGCUCUCCGCCUCCGAUCUCAUCCUCGCCAAGGUUGACCGUCGUAUUGACCUGACAUCACAAAUUGUGCGCAUAACUACUACACUAAAGGUGGAGAACACUGGAUCUGAUCCUGUGUCAGAGAUCUUGUUGUCCUUUCCUGAAAACCAGGCAAAUCACUUGGCAUACUUGACGGCGACCCUUAAUGAAGGGAAGGGAAAAGUGAAAGCAUCUGCUGGAGUUGGUUUACCUGUUGAAGUUGUUCACCCUAAAGAUGUGCCUCCUGCCUUGACAAUUUACUCUGUAUCUUUACCUAGUGGGGUUGGGAAGGGAGAUAGUUUGACGUUGGAUGUAUUGGCUGUUUUUACCCACAUAUUGGAACCAUUUCCAGAGAAAAUUACUCAAGCUGAUAUCCAGCUUCUACUGUUUCAAGAAAGUGCACACUAUCUUUCUCCUUAUGCAGUCAAGGUCCAAUCACUCACUGUAAAAUUGCCUGAUGCAAGGAUAGAGUCCUAUACAAAACUAGAAAAUACAAAACUUCAGGGCUCUGAAUUAAAAUAUGGUCCGUAUGAGAAUCUUCCUCCAUUCUCGUACUUGCCAAUAGUUAUUCACUUUGAGAAUAAUCAACCGUUUGCCGUGGCUAAAGAGUUAGUACGAGAGAUUGAGAUUUCCCAUUGGGGCAAUGUACAGGUCACAGAGCAUUACAAUCUCGUUCAUGGCGGCGCUCAGAGCAAAGGGGAAUUUUCUAGGCUUGAUUAUCAGGCCCGUCCAUAUGUAAGAGGUGCAUCAGCUUUUAGGCGUCUUGUUGCCAAGAUGCCGCCAAGAGCUCAUUCUGUGUACUACAGGGAUGAAAUUGGCAACAUUUCCACUUCUAGUUUAUGGGGUGACUCGAAGAAGACGGAACUGGAGAUUGAACCUAGAUACCCAUUGUUUGGUGGCUGGAAAACUGCCUUUACCAUAGGCUAUGGCUUACCACUUCAGGACUUCUUAUUUGGAUUGGAUGGAAAACGCUUCCUUAAUAUCUCUUUUGGUACCCCCAUUAAUGAUUUGGUCAUUGACACCCUCUUUGUGAAGGUUGUUUUGCCAGAGGGUUCUAAAGAAUUUUCGGCAUCUGUUCCAUUUCCUGUGAAACAAUGGCAGGAGACAAAGUUUUCCCACUUGGAUGUUGCCGGUAGACCUGUCGUUGUGCUGGAGAAGAACAAUGUUGUGCCCGAGCAUAAUGAGCACUUUCAGGUCUAUUAUAAGUUUAACAGUCUUUCUAUGCUUAGGGAGCCUUUGAUGUUGAUUUCCGGGUUUUUCUUUCUGUUUGUUGCCUGCAUUGUCUACAUGCGUGCAGAUUUGUCAAUCUCCAAGUCUUCUGCAUCUUAUUUGGCAAAGCUCCAGUGGGAAGAGGUGCAAGCAACUAUUCAGCAGAUCCAUGGUAUCAUUAGCCGUUGCUUGACAACACAUGACAAGCUAGAAGCAUCACUGCGUGAUCUUUCUAGGACAGGAGAUGUUCAGGCCUGUAAAGCAACCCGAAAAUCAGUUGAUGGCUCGUUGAAAGAGCUCUAUAAAGAGUUGAAGCUACCAGUGGCAUUCUUGCAUUCUUCUCCGCAAGCAGCUCAAAUAUUACCCAAGGUGGAGGAACUUGUUGCUAAGGAGAGAGACUUGCAGGAGAGACUUAUGGCAAAGCACUCUACAGUUGUAGACUGCUAUGAGAAGAAGUUAGGAGGAAGGGAAAUUGAGAAUCGGAUUGCUUCACAUCAGCAGAAAAUUACAGCUCUAAGACAGGAGAUUGAUGAUCUAAUGGACUUGAUUGAUGAGAUAUGAUAGGUGGCUAUGAUGCUCGAGAUGAUAAUGUCCUCCCGUUUUGACUUUGUAUUAUCUGAUUUAGGUCAUAAAUUUAUUGCAGUUUGAUGAUUGCGUAGAGAUAAGUAAUACUUCUGUAGAGCGGAAUUUUGUUGCGAACUAGUCUACUAGUAAUGUUAUGAUAACAUUGAGCAUAAAUAUGCUAGAU